AAGCAGAAUGCAAAUAUGGCAGCCGUGCCCUACAUCCCAGGUCCGGACUGCCUACGCCCUUUUACCCGUGAGUCCCUUAAAGCUAUAGAGAAACGGAUUGCAGAGCGGGAAGCUGAGAAAUUGAAGAACCAACAUGAGGAGGUUCUUGAUGAAGAAAAACAGCCAAAGCCCCGUUGUGACUUGGAACAAGGAAAAGGCCUCCCACUCAUUUACGGGGAACCUCCUCCAGAACUCAUUGGAGUUCCUUUGGAAGAUUUGGAUACAUUUUACAGUGAUCAGAAAACAUACAUCAUCCUCAAUAAAGGAAAUACCAUAUUCCGGUUCACUGCCGCUCCGGCUCUCUACAUGUUGGAUCCAUUCAACCCUAUCCGGAAUGGUGCUAUCAAAGUGCUUAUACAUUCAUUGUUCAGUAUGUUUAUCAUGAUAACCAUCUUAGCCAACUGUGUCUUCAUGACUAUGAGUAACCCUCCAAUAUGGGCCAAAGAUGUGGAAUACACCUUUACUGGCAUUUAUACUUUUGAGGCUAUGAUCAAGGUACUUGCUCGGGGAUUCUGUAUUGACAGCUUUACAUUCCUGCGAGAUCCUUGGAAUUGGCUGGAUUUCAGUGUCAUCGUCAUGGCUUAUGUCACAGAGUUCGUAGACUUGGGCAACGUCUCUGCUCUACGGACAUUCCGUGUUCUUCGAGCGCUAAAAACUAUCACUGUCAUUCCAGGUCUAAAAACAAUUGUGGGAGCUUUGAUCCAGUCUGUGAAGAAGCUCGCUGAUGUGAUGAUCCUCACUGUGUUCUGUUUGGCGGUCUUUGCCCUCAUUGGCCUGCAACUGUUCAUGGGGAACUUGCGACAAAAGUGUGUUCGAUGGCCACCUUUUUCCAAUGACACCCUGCAGGAUGCAUUAGGCCCAUCCUUCACCAAUGACUCCCUGCAGGAUGUCUUAUGGAGGGAUCCACUUGACAACAGCACUCUGAAUGACAAUUUUACUCUCACUGGGACCUUUGACUGGCAUGAGUACAUUAACAAUGAAGACAAUUUCUAUUUCCUCGAUGGUGCACUUGAUGCUUUGCUCUGUGGGAACAGCUCUGAUGCUGGACAGUGUCCAGAAGGAUUUCUCUGCAUGAAAGCUGGCCGAAACCCAAAUUACGGCUAUACAAGCUAUGACACCUUCAGCUGGGCUUUCCUUUCACUUUUUCGCCUCAUGACUCAGGACUAUUGGGAGAAUCUCUUCCAAUUGACUUUGCGAGCAGCUGGGAAAACAUACAUGAUCUUCUUUGUUGUGAUCAUAUUCUUGGGCUCUUUCUAUCUCAUCAAUUUAAUCCUGGCUGUGGUGGCAAUGGCCUAUGCAGAACAGAAUGAUGCCACCUUACAGGAAGAAAAAGAAAAAGAAGAAGAGUUCCAGCAGAUGGUAGAACAGCUGAAAAAGCAUCAGGAGGAGCAACAAAGAGUGCUUCAAGCACAGACAGCAACUAACAGCUCUGCAGAAAGCAUUAUAGUGGAAAAAAAGCAAAAAGGAGAAUUAGACGAAAAGGCUCAGAGUGAUCAAGAGGGACCAAAAGAUUGCAAUGGUCGUGCCAUCCCACGUUUGGUGUUGGAGAGAUCAGCUACAGUACGUGAGUCAAAUCCAAGGGAAGAACAUGAGAAAUCUGAUCAAAACCAUUUGUAUGUGGAUGGUGUUGAGGGGAAGGGUUUGGAGAAGCGAGUAGGGAGUGCAGUCAGUGUGGUCUCCAGUACUCUUGAAGAACUGGAAGAGGCCCACCAGAAGUGCCCACCAUGGUGGUAUAAGUUUGCCCACGCUGUAUUAAUAUGGAACUGUUGUCCACUUUGGGUGAAGCUAAAGCACAUUGUUAAGCUCAUUGUCCUGGACCCUUUUGUUGAUUUGGGGAUCACCAUCUGCAUUGUCCUUAAUACUGUCUUCAUGGCCAUGGAACACUACCCAAUGACUGAAGAGUUCAACAAUGUAUUGAAUGUGGGCAAUCUGGUAUUCACAGGGAUAUUCACAGCUGAGAUGGUGCUUAAAUUGAUUGCUCUAGAUCCUUAUGAAUAUUUCCAGAUAGGAUGGAACAUCUUUGACAGCAUUAUUGUUACUCUCAGCUUAGUUGAGCUUGGUCUUGCUAAUGUUCAAGGUCUGUCUGUACUACGAUCCUUCCGUCUGAUGAGAGUUUUCAAGCUUGCCAAAUCUUGGCCAACUCUCAAUAUGUUAAUUAAGAUCAUUGGGAACUCAGUAGGUGCCUUGGGAAACCUCACUCUAGUCCUGGCCAUCAUAGUUUUCAUCUUUGCUGUGGUGGGCAUGCAGCUAUUUGGGAAGAACUACAUAGAGUGUGUCUGUAAAAUUUCCAGUGACUGUGAGCUGCCACGCUGGCACAUGCAUGACUUCUUUCACUCCUUUCUUAUUGUCUUCCGCAUCCUCUGUGGAGAAUGGAUUGAGACCAUGUGGGAUUGCAUGGAAGUGGCUGGACAGCCCAUGUGCCUCAUUGUCUUUCUAAUGGUCAUGGUCAUCGGGAAUUUAGUGGUACUCAACCUGUUUUUAGCUUUGCUGCUUAGCUCCUUCAGUGCCGAUAGCCUGGCAGGAUCCGAUGAUGAUAGUGAGAUGAACAAUUUGCAAAUUGCAAUUGGCAGGAUCAACCGAGGAAUUGAUUUUGUAAAGAAACAUGUCCUGCUGCUGCUUCACAGAGAACUGAAAGAGAAAACAGAGCUAUCAUCUGAGGAACCAGAUGACAGUAAAAAAGAAAACUUUGUUCUCAACCACAUGGACAAUCUUAACCAUGUGGACACAGGCCAGGAUUUCAAGUCUGAAUACAUGGAUGGAAUAGUAAAAAACGAGCAACUCAUUGAUGAACUGGGACAAAUGAACUUCAUUAAUAAUCCCAACCUGACCAUAAAUGUACCUAUAGCAUCUGAAGAGUCUGAUCUUUAUGAUGAAACUGAUACAGGUGAAGAAACUGCUGAUGACAUCAAGAAACCACUAUCUGAUGGAACAGAUUCAUCCAUAUGCAGCACCGUGGAUUAUAAGCCUCCAGAUCCUUCGGAGGAGAAAGCAGAAGUUGAAGAAAAUAUGGAGAAUGACGAUCCAGAGGAAUGCUUCACUGAAGCCUGUGUUCAAAGGUGUCCUUUCCUGUAUGUUGAUAUCAAAACCGAAAAGGGAGCGAAGUGGUGGAAUCUUCGGAAAGCAUGUUUCAAAAUUGUAGAACACAAUUGGUUUGAGACCUUCAUUAUCUUCAUGAUUCUCCUUAGCAGUGGUGCUCUGGCUUUUGAAGAUAUCUACAUAGAACGCAGACAUACAAUUCGCACCAUCUUGGAGUAUGCUGAUAAGAUCUUCACAUAUGUUUUUAUUCUUGAGAUGCUCCUUAAAUGGGUAGCCUAUGGAUUCAAGGUCUACUUUACCAAUGCUUGGUGCUGGCUGGACUUCCUCAUUGUUGAUGUCUCCCUAAUUAGUUUAACAGCAAACUGGCUAGGCUAUUCAGAGCUGGGAGCUAUCAAAUCCCUGAGGACACUCCGAGCAUUGAGGCCGCUUCGGGCUUUAUCCAGAUUUGAAGGCAUGAGAGUGGUUGUAAAUGCUCUUUUGGGGGCCAUCCCCUCCAUCAUGAACGUCCUCUUGGUAUGCCUGAUCUUCUGGCUCAUCUUCAGCAUUAUGGGGGUGAACCUCUUUGCAGGGAAGUACUAUCGCUGUGUCAAUACCACCACAGGUGAUCUCUUUGAAAUCGAACAUGUAAACAACAAAAGUGACUGCAUCAACCUUAUCAAUAUUGAAAAUGCCACUGAUGUCCGUUGGGUCAAUGUCAAAGUCAAUUUUGACAAUGUGGGAUUAGGCUAUCUCUCCCUUUUGCAAGUGGCCACUUUCAAGGGCUGGAUGGACAUCAUGUAUGCAGCUGUUGACUCCCGUGAGCAGGAGGAACAGCCUCAAUAUGAAGUUAAUCUCUACAUGUAUAUCUAUUUUGUCAUCUUUAUUAUCUUUGGGUCAUUCUUCACUCUCAAUCUUUUUAUUGGUGUAAUCAUUGACAAUUUCAACCAGCAAAAAAAAAAGUUUGGAGGCAAAGAUAUCUUCAUGACAGAGGAACAAAAAAAAUACUACAAUGCCAUGAAGAAACUAGGUUCAAAAAAACCAGUGAAGCCCAUUCCAAGACCCCAGAACAAGUAUCAAGGGAUGAUCUUUGACUUUGUGACUCAGCAAGCUUUUGAUAUAGUCAUCAUGAUCCUCAUUUGUCUUAACAUGGUAACAAUGAUGGUGGAAACAGAUGACCAAAGCCAAACCAAGAUAAAUAUCCUUGCUCAGAUCAACUUGGUCUUCAUUAUCAUCUUCACAUCUGAAUGUUUUCUCAAGAUGAUUGCCCUGAGGCACUACUUUUUCACUAAUGGCUGGAACAUCUUUGAUUUUGUUGUGGUCAUUCUCUCCAUUGUAGGACUUGUUCUCUCGGAUAUUAUCGAAAAAUACUUUGUAUCGCCCACUCUCUUCAGAGUCAUCCGAUUGGCUAGAAUUGGGCGUGUUCUUCGGUUGAUCAGGGGAGCAAAAGGCAUCCGAACUCUGCUCUUUGCUUUGAUGAUGUCUCUGCCAGCAUUAUUCAACAUUGGCCUCCUACUAUUUCUGGUUAUGUUCAUUUAUUCCAUUUUUGGAAUGUCAAACUUUGCUUAUGUUAAGAAGGAAUCUGGCAUUGAUGACAUUUUCAACUUCGAGACGUUUGGUAACAGCAUCAUUUGUCUUUUUGAGAUCACCACUUCAGCUGGUUGGGAUGGCUUAUUGAACCCCAUCUUGAACAGUGUUCCCCCGGAUUGUGAUCCUCAUCUGGAGAACCCUGGCAGUCAUGUGAAAGGUGAUUGUGGCAAUCCUUCCAUGGGCAUCUGCUUUUUUUGCAGUUAUAUCAUUGUCUCUUUCUUGAUUGUGGUUAACAUGUACAUUGCCAUCAUUUUGGAGAAUUUUAAUGUAGCCACAGAGGAGAGCAGUGAGCCUCUCUGUGAAGAUGACUUUGAAAUGUUCUAUGAAACAUGGGAGAAGUUUGAUCCGGAUGCCACACAAUUUAUUGCUUACAGCACACUUUCUGAUUUUGUGGAUACCCUGCAAGAGCCGCUGAGAAUUGCUAAACCCAAUAAAAUUAAACUGAUUACUCUGGACUUGCCUAUGGUUCCUGGAGAUAAAAUACAUUGCUUGGACAUUCUCUUUGCCCUGACAAAAGAAGUUUUGGGAGACUCUGGAGAAAUGGAUGCCCUGAAGCAAUCAAUGGAGGAGAAAUUUAUGGCUGCAAAUCCUUCCAAAGUAUCUUAUGAGCCCAUUACCACAACACUAAAACGAAAACAGGAAGAAGUCUGUGCCAUCAAAAUCCAAAGAGCAUUCCGCCGAUAUCUGUUAAAACGGUCAGUGAAACAGGCCUCAUAUCUGUACAGGCAGAGUCAAGAUAUGGACAUACCGAAAGAAAAUGCCCCAGAGAAAGAAGGAAUGAUUGCAAACAAAAUGAACGCAAUGUAUAGCUCACAAGUAGAAGUGGAAAAGCCCCCAGAAACAGCUCCAUCUCCUGUACUUGAGCCACUAAGCAGCCCCGAGAUUAAAAAGGAUGCUGGUGAAAUGAAAGAGCAGGACAAUAAUGGCAAGGAGGGAGAUGACUCUGGAAAAACUAAAAAAAGUGAGAAUGCCAAACGUGGUGUAAAAGAGUCAUCUGUAUAAUGAACACACAUAUAGACAACAAAUGUUGGUGUAUGGUUCCAAAUGAUUUUUUUCACAAAAUCCUUUUGGCAUCUUCUAUUUUAGUAUACAAACAAGGUUCUUUUGCCAGAUUUCAGGUACUUCACGCCACACUUCAACAUUGAAAGCAGAAUCCAACUGAUUUCUGGCUUGUUUGCUUGUUUUUAAAAUUUACCACAAAUUGCAAAGUGUUUUCCCCCCUUCUUUCCUCAUAAUGUAAAUGUGCAGCAUCUCCUCUUCUGGUGAAAAGAUAUCCUAGUUUCAUGUUAGUUCAUAUGUUCCAUAGAAUGCCCCAGAAUCAGUUUUGAUUAUUGUAAGUACCGAAUUAUAUCGAAUGAGUUGAGAAUCAACUCUUUAUUAGUAGAAUGAUUAAGCAGUGGAAGAAAAGGGGAAAAGAAGAAAGUCUUUAAUUCAUUAUAAUCAGAUUGAAGCUUUGAAUGAAAACAGAUCAUUUCUGUAGAAUUUCACCAGGAUCUCUUAAAGCUUCAUGUGCUUAAAAAUGUGCCAAUAAUAACUGUUAUUUAGUUAUUGAUCUGAUCAAUUAUGCAAUUUUUCAGAAGACUGAAUAUUUUACUAAUUUAUUCUGCUAAUGCUGGAAAUAUCAUUGGGCAUGAAAGCCUUCAAUUGAAUCCCUGAACAAUGUAUGUAUGUAUGUAUGUAUGUAUGUAUGUAUGUAUGUAUGUAUGUAUGUAUAUAUGUAUGAAUGAACAGUUUAUGGCUUCUGACAAUUCAUUUAUUUGUAUUUCACUUCUUUUUCAGCCAUAAGAACUAGAAAUAUACUUUCUUUUUCAGUCAAAACUGAAAUUUCCAGUUGGCUGAAAUUAAUGCCCAUUGCUAAAUUCUGCCCACAUGCAGAAAUUGGAUAUGAUUAUGGAAAAUAAAAUAUGCAAAGCCGGAUCUUAGUGAUUAGUACGUCUUAAAUCCAGUUUGAAAUAGCUGGGAAAUAUUCAUCUUUAGCAAUUUCCUUCUUCUUUGUAUGUCUUUCUUGAAGAUGGUAGCAGUGAAAGUUAGGAUCUGUACUUGUGCUCAGAUAUUAACAACUAGGUGGGGGUCUCUGACUUCUUUAAAAAUAAUAAUAUUAAUAGACAUAGACUUUGGGUUUAGGAUUCUUUCCAGCAUGUGCAGUAUGGGUGCAAAAUGAAUGGCAUAUACUAAUAGUUGAAAUAACAGCACAGUUUAGGAACACAAAACUGCAAUGUCUUAAAUAUGAUUCAUUUUUUAUUUAAAUAAUUUGAGCAGUCUUAAAAAGAUUUUUGUUAAAAGUGGCUGGAAGUCCAAUUAAGUUUUAAUUAGAUACUACCAAUAUAGUUUGUUUGUUUUUUCAACAAAAAAAAAA
Molecule: messenger RNA, 6997 nt
Organism: Thamnophis elegans (Western terrestrial garter snake)
Lineage: Eukaryota; Metazoa; Chordata; Lepidosauria; Squamata; Natricidae
Product: sodium channel protein type 4 subunit alpha-like
Exons: 25
Coding region: 16-5643 (1875 amino acids)
Biological process (GO): neuronal action potential; sodium ion transmembrane transport; membrane depolarization during action potential
Cellular component (GO): axon; voltage-gated sodium channel complex; plasma membrane
Molecular function (GO): voltage-gated sodium channel activity; protein binding
Source: RefSeq, a predicted model, not a curated record